Molecule: messenger RNA, 1050 nt
Organism: Rhipicephalus microplus (southern cattle tick)
Lineage: Eukaryota; Metazoa; Arthropoda; Arachnida; Ixodida; Ixodidae
Product: proline-rich receptor-like protein kinase PERK10
Source: RefSeq, a predicted model, not a curated record
AUGGCCACCGCGGGCCAGUUUGGUGAGAUACCUUUGGAAUGCACCUACUGGUCUCCCAUCGAAACAGGCCUACCGGCUCCCGGGCCUGUCUAUCUACCUCCCCCGGAAUUUAUAGGGGUAUUUCUGCCCCCGCCGGUUCCCGUGCUGGAAGUUUCAGACCCACUGACUCCAUAUGACAUCGACCCGGCUGCGAGUGCUGCCCGACUCCAGAAGCUCCUGCGUCUUCCCCCAUCGUACCCAUGGACUCCUGGUCCUACACUUCCCACGGAUGACGUGGCAUACGGCCGUGGGUUUGGCUACACAACGCCACCACUACCACUUUGGCUGAAACCAGCGUUUGUUUAUGGCACUGCUCCGAACAUGUACGUGCCACGCCCAACCCUGGAGCCAAUAGUCCCUGCAGCCACACCUUCCGCAAGCCCUGCUUGGACUCCGCCUCCACCGGUGCGACGUCACAUGCCACACUUCCGGAAUGGUCCGACGCCUCCGCCACCAGGCGGACGACGUACGCGGGAAGGCAUGCGUCCCCCGUCGAGUCAGACUACCGAGACACCAGUCGGAGCCAGCGACUCCGGCGAAUUUUCGCCAGACCUGCCGGCUGAACCGGAUUCUGAGAUCGCUGACCAGCUUUUGCAGAAGAAAAAAAAAGCUGCCUCCAAGGCAGGCCAGCCGGUAAGUGAAACCACUGAUCCGGCAAAGGAAUCGGCCGAGAAGCUGGUUGCAAGCCAGGCCAGCAACCAUACAGGCGCGCGCCCGAAGGUUACCUGCGUCUAUAGUGCCAUUGCGUUGAAAAGCCUGAACGUGGGAGGAUGCGAGCAUGUCUCACCGAGUGGGGAGAGGGCCACCUUAUCAGAGCCCCGCAUCGAGUACUGCUGGCCCGAUGAAACUCCCACUGAGCAAGAAGAGGAGCCUGUGGCUUAUCUUCGGGCCGCUGAGGCGAAGCCGACUGAGCCGCCACGUGCCAAGUCAAGUAUGCAAGAUCGCGGCCGUAAGCUGGGCUCGCCACGUGACCGUGGUCCGCGACGCCACUACUCGGUAACUGCUUGGUGA